Molecule: messenger RNA, 1684 nt
Organism: Leucoraja erinaceus (little skate)
Lineage: Eukaryota; Metazoa; Chordata; Chondrichthyes; Rajiformes; Rajidae
Gene: itfg2
Product: integrin alpha FG-GAP repeat containing 2
Exons: 12
Coding region: 81-1427 (448 amino acids)
Biological process (GO): regulation of TOR signaling
Cellular component (GO): KICSTOR complex
Molecular function (GO): protein binding
Source: RefSeq, a predicted model, not a curated record
AGCAGGCCCGUUGCCAUGGCGACGGCCGCUGUCAUGGCGGCGGCGGCAGCGGGCGGGUUCAGGUAGGCCUCGGCGCUGCGAUGCGCUCCGUUAGCUAUGUGGAGAGAGCGGCGCUGGACUUCACCGGCAACCUCUUCACACAGGCCAUCUGCCUGGGAGACGCCGACAACGACGGGUUGAAUGAACUGGUGGUUGGGGAUACCAAUGGGAAACUAUACGUAUACAAAAACGAUGACUGCAAGCCAUGGAUCACACGGUCUUGCAUUGGGAUGGUGACUUGCGUAGGUGUAGGAGACAUCUGCAACAAAGGGAAGAACUUUGUUGUAGCUGUGGGAGCUGAGGGUUGGUUCCAUAUCUUUGAUCUCAGCAGCGUCUCAACCAAGUCAGACAUCUCGGGUCACCACGACUGCUUGUUUAGUGAUGAACAGAAAGCGUUAUACAUGCAGCACAUCCCUGCUAACACCAAGGUGAUGCUCAUUAGUGACAUCGACGGAGAUGGGAAAUGUGAAAUGGUGGUAGGUUACACUGACCGCGUCGUCAGAGCAUUCCGAUGGGAAGACUCUUCAGUUGAUUGUUCUGGACAGCUGGUACUGCUGAAAAAAUGGCUUUUGGAAGGACAGGUCGACAGCCUCACAGUGAAUCCAGGGUCUGAAGGGUCCCCUGAGCUGAUGGUCUCGCAGCCAGGCUGUGCAUAUGCGGUUCUACUCUGCACCUGGAAGUUGGAUCAAGACAAAGCACCAAAACGAAAUCCAUCGGGAACAUCCAACAGUGAGGGCCUCAUUAGGGACGUAAUUCUACAUCAGACUUCAGGCCGCAUUCAUAAUAAGAAUGUUUCUACUCAUUUGAUUGGCAGCAUAAACAGAGGCUCUAGUGAUGAUACAUCCAAGUCUGGUUUGUUUGCACUAUGCACUCUGGAUGGAACCCUGAAACUGAUGGAUGGGUCAGAUAAACUCCUAUGGUCUGUUCAAGUGGAUCAUCAACUUUUUGCCUUGGAGAAGUUAGAUGUAACGGGUGACGGCCGAGAAGAAGUGGUGGCCUGUGCGUGGGACGGUCAAACCUACAUCAUUGACCAAAAUAGGUCUGUGGUUCGCUUUCAGUUUGAUGAGAACGUCAGUGCCUUUUGUGCUGGCAUGUAUGCAUGCAAACACGGUCGCAACAGCCCGUGUUUGGUGUACGUCAGCUUCAACCACAAGAUCUACGUGUACUGGAGGGUGGAGCUGGAGAGAAUGGAGUCCACCAACAUCCUGAAGGUGCUGGAGACAGAAGAGUUCAGGGACCUCCUACAAGCAACAUCCGUUGACGCAGGUAACGCCAGUGCUGUCCAGGCUGUUCUCCACCAAACCCUCUACUUUCCCGAUCAGCUGGAAGACAUUGCCUCAGGGAGGAUAAACAGCGGAGAAAAACGUGGAGCUGGAACUGUGCAAUGAGCCGCAGCUCGUUGAGGGGAAUAAAAGGAAACGUAAUGAUUUUUAACCCUGCUAACCUCACAAACCAACACGGCUGCACGUCACGUCGAGGCAUUCUGAGACCGCAAGGUAAACAAUUAUAAACUUUCCCUGCGAAGAGAAAAAAAUGUUUGACUGUUCACCAUAUACAAUGCUCCGCAUGCACCAAUGUAAUCGACACAAAGCUAAUACAAAGGAAUGUUUGAACAAACUGUGGUAAAAUAAAAUUAUAUCCAGUG